This is a messenger RNA of Oryzias melastigma (Indian medaka), 4760 nucleotides long. RefSeq names its product EMILIN-1. The transcript has 12 exons. Gene Ontology annotation, molecular function: protein binding. The record is from RefSeq and is a predicted model, not a curated record. The coding region runs from base 161 to 3253 and encodes 1030 amino acids. NCBI's taxonomy places the organism in Eukaryota, Metazoa, Chordata, Actinopteri, Beloniformes, Adrianichthyidae.
UGUGUUUCUUGUGUUGUAAAGGAACUGGUGUGCAUUCGUGGCAACAAAGACAGUGAGCUGUGUGGUGGAAGAUGGCGCUGAGACUUACGUGAAGCCGGAUUAUCAUCCCUGCAGCUGGGGGGGAGGACAGUGCAACCGUGUGGUGGUCUAUCGCACUUACAUGAGGCCGCGCUACAAGGUGGCAUACAAAAUGGUGACGGACAUGGAGUGGCGUUGUUGCCAUGGAUACAGUGGAGACAACUGUAACAAUGGUCCGACCGAGGUCUCCACCACCAGACAUCAACCUGGAGAGAGAGGUGGGGUGACCCCUGGACAUGAUGGAGGGGGAUACUUGGACACAAGCUCUGCAUCUGGACAGCCUGGAGGACGCAGUGGACAACAGGACAGUGAGAAGAUGAGGCAGUUGGAGGAAAAGAUCAAGAGCCUGACAAAGAAUCUGCAGGACCUUCAGUCCACCAUGACCCGACACGUCCAGCAGGAGGCCAGCAAACCGGACUCGACUUCCACUGGAGGAUCUUCAGGUGCUAGGAACCCAGCAGAUGCAGCUCAGCCUGAGAUUGAAGAGACCAUUCACAGCAUCCAAACAAAACUGGAUCAGCUGGAUAAUCGCACUCAGGCCCAUGAUAAAACUCUGGUUAGCAUCAACAACCACCUGGUGAACGGGAAAGGUAAUGAACUGGAUAGAGGCGUGUCUGAAGGAGGACAGAGUGGAUCCAAGCUGAACUUGCUGAAGGAAGAGAUCCUGAGGGAAUUGGAGAGGAAAGUGUCGCUGUCCUGCUCUUCCUGUCAGGCUGGAGUGGAAGAUCUACGGCAGCAGCAGCAGGAGGACCGGGAGCGGAUCAGGGCUCUUGAGAAGCAGCUGAAUGCCAUGGACGCGCGGUACCAACAGAACCUCGAGCGGCUGCAGCAUGAAGUGCAGCACCUGCAGGGAUGCUGUGCUAACCUGAAGGACCUCCAAAAUCAUGUGAGCAAUGUUGAGCGCAAGAUCAGUGCAGCCUCUGAAGACUUUCAUGCUCAGCUCCACCGCUUUGAAAAAGAGCUCAGCACAUCGAGUGGCAGCGGCGGCCCCAGCAGGGGCUCCUCCGGGGCAGGUUCUGUUGCUGGGGCUGGGCAGGGCAGUGUGCUGUUGGAAGGAGGGCUGAACAAUCGGCUGAAGGACCUGGAGCAACGCAUCAACAGCAGCGUGCACCAAACAGAGCAGGGCUUUUCUCAUCUGGAGAAAGACUUGAAAAACUAUUUCCACAGGGAACUUGGAGACCUGAAGAGGACUGUUCUCCAUCAGUCUAACAUGCAAGUUUUAGUAGUGACAGAUAUGGAGAAAAGGCUGGACAACCAUGACGACAGGCUCUUAGACCUGGAGACGAGCACCUCGCUCAUUACCCAAAAGAUGGGGGAGUGUGGCUGUGGUGGAUCUGAAGGAGGAACAGGAGAAGACAGCCGGAAGGAUGGAGAGAACCGUCUGCAAGAAGGAAAUCCCGGAGAGUCUCCAGUGGGGAGAGGAGCUGGAGUUAGUGGAACUGUAGAUGUGACUGAAGGGCGAGGAGGAUCUUCUGGAACAGGGGGGGGGAGGGCAAACACAACAGUGAAGUCUCUUGAGUGGAGAGUAGUUGGGAAUGAGAAUCGGAUUCGCCAUUUCAGCACUCGACUCAAAGACCUGUCAGUGUCAGGAGAUUCUCUGCACAGCAAGGUUUUGAACCUAAGCCACGAUGUCCAUAUGAUCAAGUCUUUGACCGGAGAGCGCGGGGAGCACUUUAACCGAAUCCUGUCAGAGGUGGAGCAGCUGGGCCAAGGUUGUGAGGUGUGUGCACAGGUGCAUGAUGAGCUAAAGAAGAUGAAGAACCAUUCCCAGGAUGCACUGAGAAGGAUGCAGAACCAAAUCCUCAUCAUCCAGACCAGUCUGAACUCACAGGGAGGGGGCUGCUCCCAGAUCUGCUCACUGCUUCAAGAGGAAAUCUAUCUGAUUCGGAAAGACGUCCAGAAGUGCAUGAGCCAAUGCGGCCCGAGCCCGGACACCUUCACAGCAGGUGGCGGUUCUGGAAGCAGCAGCAGUGGUAGCAGUGGAUCUAACCCCGGGCUGGAUGCAGGAAGACCUUUAGACGGUCACAGUGUGAUCGGAGGAUCCGCCAGCAGUAACCAGCUGAAGACGCUGCAGGGUCAACUGUCCAAAGUCAUUCUCACCUUUAGCUCCAUGAACGACACCCUCCAGGGCCUGGAGCACACCGUGCACAAACACGGCAGUGUCAUCACAGACCUGGGAAACACCAAAGACAAGAUCAUCUCGGAGUUGGACAAAAUCCAGCAGGAGCUCACGGAGCACACGGAGGACAGCCGAGACCACCUGGACAGGACGGAGCAGCGUCUCCGGCAGUUGGAGAGGAUACUGCUGGUGGACACCGCAGACUGCAGGAAAUCUGAGGACAUGCUGGAGAAAAGGCUGUCAAAGCUGGAGGGAGUGUGUGGAAGACUGGAUGGUGUUUCCGACUCCAUCCACAAGAUCACAGAAGGGCUCAACCAGCACGUGGCCAGUUUAUGGAGCUUUGUUUCUACUCUGAACGAGUCUAUCAUCCAUCAUGGAGGAACACUGGACUUCCUUCAGAAGAGCCAGGACGAUGUCCACAGCCGACUGAAGAACCUGAACUCUACAAUGACCGUGACCUUUGGAGACCUGAAGAGGUUUGGUGUGACUGGCCCACCUGGACCUCCUGGAGAGAGAGGCUUCAAUGGGCUACCAGGCCCCGAAGGUCCCCCUGGGCCUCCAGGACUACAGGGAGACAGUGGCCCCAGAGGUUUGCCUGGUACUCCAGGCGUGGAUGCUCAUAACCCCCGGCUGGCGUUCUCUGCUGCUCUGACAUUCCCCAUGGACAGAGCGGGAACCAUCAUCUUUGACAAAGUCUUCGUCAAUGAAGGAGGCUUCUACAAUUCCAGAACAGGUGUUUUCACUGCUCCCAUGGAUGGACAUUACUUUUUCAGUGCCGUGCUCAUGGGUCACAAAAAUGAAAAGAUUGAGGCGGUCCUUUCUAAGUCCAACUAUGGCGUGGCCCGGGUGGACUCUGGAGGGUAUCAGCCUGAAGGCCUGGAGAACAACCCAGUAGCGGAAGCCAACACCACGCCUGGCUCCCUGGCUGUUUUCAGCAUCAUCUUGCCCCUGCAGACACAGGACACGGUCUGCGUGGACUUGGUGAUGGGGAAGCUGGCACACUCUGUGGAGCCCCUCACCAUCUUUAGCGGCACACUGCUGUAUGAAGACAUGUGAGCCCCAGAUACCAUCAACGGCUUCCUCCAAAGAGUUCAGCCCUUAAACCUGAUUUACUGUCAGACUGCACUCAUUUCAAUCAGCUGAUCAGAUGUGAUCACGUGAUCCAGAAUCAAAUAUUCCCUGAAAGAGGAUUGGUUGGUUGGUUGCUUCUGCUUCAGAUCUUUGCAAUAGUUCUCACUCACCAGCACCCUCUAGAGGCUGUGGAAAUCCUCAUAAAAGACAUUCCAGUAAUUUAUUGAUAAUUGGACACCAGUACUUUCAAGAUGAAAUCUAGUCGUCCUGAAGAUGGCACUGCAGAAUUUACACCUGAAAAGAUUUUACUUUGUGGACUAAAAUUGAAAUCUGGAUGUGAAGUGACUGACAUGCAGCAUGUCAUGUGCCAUAGAAGCUUGACGUUUAUGACAGAAGUCUUUUGAUGUUGGGAUGAGACCCGAGCACAGUCACAGCUCGGGGGCAGGGGGGGUGUCUUCGUCUGAUCAGCUCAGGGUUGGAGCUGCUGCUGACCAUCAUACAGCACUUCUCAGACAUGCCCACCCCCUGUAAGUGUUUGCACUCACCCCUCUGAGACUAUCCAGACUCUGAAGGAUGAGCAAAGUUGAAGCUGGUUUUUUUUUUCCUGAUUUCCUCUCUAUAUGUAACUCCUAAAUUGCUUUUUGUGGUUACAGUGUUUACAAAUUUUAUUUUUUUCAGUGACCCUUUCGGUUCGUCACAUAAACUUUGACAACUCAAAACCCUUGUAUGAAAGUUUUGCUUCCAAAACUGAGCUGUACCCACCCCCUCCGGGAGUGGAGAUACAGCUCAGCACCGCUCCGGCUCUGGCCCGUCAGCUACCCCCUUCCUCUCUUCAUGCCCCUGCAUGGAGAAAUGGUAUCAGCUGACUCAGAAGAGGACUAAUACAACCCUGACAUCAUCUGAAGCUGGUGUUUAUUAUGGAUGAAACCGGCCUCUCACACUUAUUUGAUGAAGGAGGAAGAACGCGCUCCUACUGAAUUAAACAAACAACUCCAUGUUGAGCAAUACUCCAAUCUUCUCAAAUAAAAGUUUUACAAAGCAUGAUCAGAAGUGUACGGAUCAGUAAUGGACAUUUUUGGCCACUGGGGUGGGGGGUGAGAUGGGGACAGGCGUUGUCUCUAUUUGCGGAUUCAGUGUAUUUGUAGAUGUCUUUGUCCCUAACCCCCACGAAUAACGGUGGAAUUCUGUAUAUCACUUCUUUUAAACGUAUUCGAUUAUUACUAAACCACUAUGCCUGGCAUUUUUCUGCUGGCGUGCAUGGGGGGCUUUUCCUGGUGGACUGACAGGUGUCUUGUUAGCUAUGCAAUUCUUCUGUCAUCAGAUUGACUUUUGUUUUUCUGCUCAGAAACACCAGAUAAAGAUAAAGUUGACUUGUUCUUCAACAGGUAUUCUGUCAUUUAGGAAAGGAAUUCAUGUCAAUGAAGGCUCUCGUUCAUGGAUAUGUAGACUGAGCUGGAAAGAAUUAAAGAACCUGCUGCUGUGCUUUGCGGAA